AUGUCUGAAUCAGACACCGUCACCGUCAACAGAACACAAUAUCCUUUCCAAACAGCGCGGUCGACAGCAGCGGACCACCCUGCCUUGCUCUCUGCCCUCCUCGCCUCCGAUGCCUUCGACGAGAUAUCUGACGCCGAUAAUUUCUCAGCGGUGGAGACUUAUAUGGCAUCGCACGGCCGAGUGAAUGAAGCCGGGCAAAUAACCGCUGGGUUUGCGUUUUGGCUGUAUCCGACUGGGAAGAAUGGCCCAUUCCACUUGGCAGAGGAUGGCACUGUCAAGAAGCAUGGCACGCUCAUUACUGUAGAGCGAGGCGCGACCAUGCGAGAUGCGAUGGAGAGGGUGAGAGCAUCGGUCAACCAAGACGAAGUUACACACGAGCACAUUGCGGCUUCACAAUAA
Messenger RNA from Pleurotus ostreatus (oyster mushroom), 399 nucleotides. RefSeq lists its product as uncharacterized. NCBI's taxonomy places the organism in Eukaryota, Fungi, Basidiomycota, Agaricomycetes, Agaricales, Pleurotaceae. The coding region runs from base 1 to 399 and encodes 132 amino acids. The record is from RefSeq and is a predicted model, not a curated record. The transcript has a single exon.